Pelobates fuscus (common spadefoot toad) is the source of this 2428-nucleotide messenger RNA. Its product is annotated as gastrula zinc finger protein XlCGF66.1-like. NCBI's taxonomy places the organism in Eukaryota, Metazoa, Chordata, Amphibia, Anura, Pelobatidae. Gene Ontology annotation, biological process: regulation of DNA-templated transcription. The transcript has 5 exons. The record is from RefSeq and is a predicted model, not a curated record. The coding region runs from base 128 to 2134 and encodes 668 amino acids.
CGGCCAUUAUUAAUCUCUGCAAAACACAUGAUAUCCAACAAUAUUAGAUCGAAGGAGAUUGGGGAGUGAGUGAUACAACCAUAACAGAGAGGAACUCAAGACAUUUCACUAAUUAUCUGAAGAUAUUAUGAACACACACAAGAAUCUGAUUAUGGAGAGGAUCCUGAAUCUUACCCUGGAGAUCAUCUAUCUGCUGACCGGAGAGGAUUAUAUAAUUUUAAAGAAACCUGAGGAGAGGGUAACACAUAGCAGCAGUCCUUGUAUGUCAGAAGGAUCCGGCAACGAGCGGGACAAUGAGCAGACGAUGCCAAAUAUAACCAGCAAAAUUGCCCACGUGCUUUCUGGAGAGGUUCCCAUAAGGUGUGAGGAUAUCGCUGUCUAUUUCUCCACGGAGGAGUGGGAGUAUUUAGAAGAACACCAGGAUCUUUAUAAGGAUAUAAUGAUGGAAAAUCACCUGCCCCUCAACUCAAAAGAUAGAUCCUUCUCUCCAAAGAUUCCAAACACGCUUUGCAGCCCGAUUUCUUCAGCUAAAUGUUUCAGAAAAAUUAGAAAGAAUCGAAAUGAUACUGAAACAAAAGAACAGAGAAUUCAUAAGCCAUUGAAGAGGCAAACUGAUUAUUUUCCUGAUGUUGGCAAAGGAUCAGAUUCAUGUCCAGCACAAUACACUUUCACUAACACAAAUAGAACCACCUCAUGUCAGGAAGAAAAUCUCCCAAAUGUUGACAUCCAUGCAGUCACUGAGCACACACAGUCAAAAUGUACAUUUCCCUCUAUUAAGGGUAAACAUGUAUUAUGGGAAACAAGGAGUCUCGCAGAUCUUCUUGAUUUCACACCUGCAGGGCAUACUUCUACCCUUAGUAAGGAUAAACCGGCUUCCCAGGAGAAAGUAAGGAUCACAGACAUUGACAUUUAUACACCGAGGGAAUGCAUACAACCAGAAUACACAGCUACUUAUAUUAAGAAGGAACAUGACAUCUUGGGAAAAGGGAAUCUCACAGAUGUUGAUAUUUAUCCACAGAACAAACACAAACAUAAACAUAAGGAAUAUACGUCUACUCUUAAGGAUGGAUUUGUCUCAUGUGAUAAAGAAACUAACGCACACGUUGACAAUAAUACUUCCACAGAUCAAAUACAGACAGAAUACACUAAUGUUGUGGAACUUGCCUUGUGUGAAGAAGAAUAUAUGACAGAUUCGGACAUGUGUACACAGAGAAAUGCUCAAAGACAAUACAGAUCUACAUACACAAACUCUUUCUCAUAUAGUGAAGGAAAUUCCACUAACAUUUGUACGUCCACAGAAUAUAAAUCUACAGAUAUAAAAGAGGGAUCGACAUCAUCAUGUGAAAAGGGGAAUCUAAUAGGCACUGACAUUUAUUCUUCUGCAGAAUAUCCAUCUAUCCAUAUAAAAAAGGAUUUAGCCUUCUCUGAAGACGUAAAUCACACUGUCGUUAAUAUACACUGUGAACACACACAGAUACAAAAUACUUCUCAUACAGGGGAGAAAAUAUCUUUAUUCAAAGGAAUAAAUACAACCGACAUUUAUACACCCACGGAAUCUUCAGAAAGCCAUCAUAGUAUUGAUAGUAAAGUAGGGUUGGUACAGAACAGUGCAAGGCAGGGUACAUUUGAAAAAUGUUUCCCAUCUAGUCAAAAACUACACGCAGUAGCUGAUAACUUAUGUCAUGUUGAAAAUCUGUCUGUUCAAAAUGAAGAUCGAAAUAGUCUGUAUUGUCCUGAAUGUGGAAAAUCAUUUACGUCUAAAUCGGCACUUGUUAGACAUUUAAAGAUUCAUAGUGGAGACACUACAUUAAGAUGUCCUGAUUGUCGGAGAUGCUUUAGAAGCAAUUCGGAUCUGUUAAAGCAUCAGAGGAUUCACACAGUGGCUAAAAAUUGCUCGUGUUCAGUGUGUGGAAAAUGUUACACUACAAACUCACAUCUAGUUAGACAUCAAAGGAUUCACACGGGGGAAAGACCAUAUUUUUGCUCGGAUUGUGGGAAAUCUUUUGCCCACAAUUCUGAUUUUUACCGACAUCAGAAAACUCACUCAGCGGAGAAACCAUACUCAUGUUCUGAAUGUGGCAAAUGUUUUGCUAUUAAAUCAUAUCUCGUUGCACAUAUAAAGACUCAUACCUGAAUUAUCAGUUAAAUAACAAGGAAAGAUUUUUGUAAAUUGACAUAUUUCGCAUUGGGGACAAAGCCUGUAGGCAGUUUGAAGAAGCUGAGAUACAGCCAGGUGAAAUGAUUUUGCUCCUUACAUUUUGUAGGCAUGGAAUAUAAUGACAUUCACCCGCACAUGUAGAUUAUGGAGGAGUGAGCAACAGGUUCCUGUCUAAAGCGAAUUACUGAUGGACUACAAUAUGAUCCACAUAUUUAUAUUGUGUGUAUAUAUUAUUAUUUUAUUAAAUGUUAUUUUCACUAUUUUUACAAA